UCAAAAACAGUCGCAGCAGCGGAGAGCUUGAAUAAAGCUUUUCGCGAGCUACAUUUAUAACUUUAUUUGACCUUUCUAGGUCAAUAUAUCGUUUUUAUGUCGAUAUUGUAAGUCAGCAUCGCAAUUUUGUCGUUUUAAGUUAUCGUUUUUGUCGUUUUAAGUUGGUUUUAAACGAGCAUUUCUUUCAAAACUCAACUCAAAAUCGAAAAGUCCAUUAAAUUCACACACUUUAGUAUCUUGAACGUGAGACAUCAUGUCACCUGUGGAAGUAUGGGUUGGUCCUUGGAAGCCCCACAGGCCAAGGGGCCCCAUCGCUGCAAUGUAUAACAGUCCAGGGCCAACAUAUGCUCUGCCAGGGGCAACUGGAAUGAACAACCAUGACCCGCGGAUGCAGAAAGGCCCAGCGUUUAGCUUCGGCACACGUCAUCGUGACUUCCUGGCCAACUCCUCCCCAGGUCCCGGAUAUCUCGUUCCCUCCAACAUCACCAGGGUGGGUCGGGAUGGAACCCCUGCGUUCUCGGUCUAUGGCCGACCCAAGGAUAUUCAGCCCUUCAAGACCCCUGGCCCAGGCAGUUACUCCCCUGAAAACUCUACAAAGACCAUCUUUUACUCAGCCCCUGCAUUCUCUCUAUCUGCGAGGACUAAACUGUUUCGUAAUGAUCAAACACCAGGUCCAGCUGCAUACAUGCUUCCCCCAGUAUUAGGAUCAAGAAUUGUGAAUAAAGCAUCCGCUCCAAACGUCUCCUUUAGCGGUCGUAGCGCAAUUGGCAGCUUCCAUGAAGAUCUACGGAAGACUCCAGGCCCGGGGACCUACCAAGUGGUGGAUUCAGGUGUGUACAAACACAAGGCCCCAGAGUACAGCAUGACCGGACGCAACUUCACACCUGGAGACAUGACAAAGAAACCAGGACCUGGAGCCCACCAUCCAGAAAGGGUUACUUUCACAGCAAACAAAGCUCCCAGCUAUUCUUUUGGGAUUCGUCACUCCGAGUACACCGCUCCCAUAAUUGUGGAUGGGGCUGAUUAAACAGGUCAUUUCUGUUCUAAUAGAUUCUAUCAAACAAGCUACAAUCUGUCAUAUCAGGUGUUAUUAGUCUGCUAAAACAUACAACUUGAAAUACUGGUGUUGCAUUAAAAAAGGCUCAAGCAUGCAAUAAUUGUGUGUUGCCACUAUAUAAAAAAUAAACUCCAUUCAAAAACCAAGAACCAAAUCUACCUAGACUAGCAUUUUAACACAUCAGACACAAACUAGCAGUGCUAAGUCUGACUCCACCUUGUUGAGUUCAUGCACAGAAGU
Messenger RNA from Labeo rohita (rohu), 1297 nucleotides. RefSeq names its product outer dense fiber of sperm tails 3B (gene cimap1b). The record is from RefSeq and is a predicted model, not a curated record. Gene Ontology annotation, cellular component: cytoskeleton. The coding region runs from base 254 to 1027 and encodes 257 amino acids. NCBI's taxonomy places the organism in Eukaryota, Metazoa, Chordata, Actinopteri, Cypriniformes, Cyprinidae. The transcript is spliced from 7 exons.